Molecule: messenger RNA, 2045 nt
Organism: Sesamum indicum (sesame)
Lineage: Eukaryota; Viridiplantae; Streptophyta; Magnoliopsida; Lamiales; Pedaliaceae
Source: RefSeq, a predicted model, not a curated record
UUUAAAGCAUUAAAGUGUGUGCUGCCUCAAAAAGAGAAUUAUUAAGUUAUGAAGGAUCUGACAGAGCACUUCCAGCUUGAUAUGCAAUCCUAGCUGUUCUUAAUUGCUGUCAUAUGAGACGUCUGCAAAUAUUCAUGAAUUUAUGAAAACAGGAAUGUUAUGCAUGGAUUUCCAAACUAUGCUAUUGACUGGGGAAAAAUGGGAGCAUCAUUGCACAGAUCAGCAAGAGGGAAAGCCAUAGGGGGCAAACCCCCAUAUCUAAUGCCUUUCUUUGGCAUGUUUGGAUAUGGAGGUCCUGUUGCUACCAUGUGUUUGGGAAGACGUUGCAUUGUUUCAUCAAAAACAAAGAAUCGUAACAAAGUAUUUACACUACACCUGGAAAGAGAAGCAUUAGUGAGCUCGUCAUGCUCAGAAAGCUGCUGGAAGACAAAAGGGGGGAUCAGAGAUCCGUUAGAAGAUGAAAAAGAGAAUUCACCUCAUGGUAGCUUCACGAAAGUUGAGAUCUUUGAGCCUAAAAUCAAGAUUGUGGGCAUAAAACAUCUACGGCGCAAGUUAAAGGACAUUUACUUUCCCUAUAUCCAGUGCGAUGAAAUGUCUGGAAAAACAAGCAUGCCUAUUAAAUUUCAGGUCAAUGGAGAAGAUUUAGUGGGAAUACAGGGAGGGGAAGUGGCCACAACAUACUUGCAUUCGUGCAACGGUCCAAACUUUAUUCUGCAACUUCACUUUAGCAACAGUCAGGAUACUUCUUCGCUUGGUCAAUGUCCAAAAGUGCUUCUAGAAGCAAAUGCAAGACUGAAGUGUGUUUACUUUCCCAUUAUCAAGGGCAAAGAGAGCAUUCAGAAAAUUAUAGAUGAGUUAGAAGCAGAUGGUUGUGGAAUCAGAGAGAGCUAUGAGAGUUUUAGUCGUGUAUCUGUAAGAAGGUUGGGUCGUCUCCUGCCAGACACACGCUGGCCUUUGCUUCCAUUUAUGGAGCCAAAACAGAAAGUAGGUGAGAAGGCACAGAUUUUGAAAAGGUGCUGCUCUAGAGUCAAGUGCUUAAUAGACACUGAUUCUGGUUUCAAUCCAACACCUAAUAAGAUGGACUUGGCCCAUCAUCACCCAUACACCAAGGCAUUAAAGAAUUUUGGCAACAGGGUUCCUGACAAUGAAAAAGAUGUGCAAAUUGAAAUAUUUAGAGACGGAAAGAAAUUGACUCUCGCGCAAUUGGAAAAGCAGUAUGGUGAUUGGAUUUCCGAAAUGCAUGAUCGAUAUGAUGAGGAGAUUGAUGGAGGCCUGGAUCAAGCCACUCUUGUUGUCGUUUCUUCAAACUUUAAAAAGCUUGGCAUAUCUUCAGAUGUUGUGAGGGUUCAUGAAAAGAUCGAGUGGAAAGGAACAUGCUGGGCUGCUGGUCAGAAAAUCAAAGUUCUAAAGGGAGCUUGUCCUGGAUGUCAUAAAAACAAUGUAUUUGCUACACUGGAAUACAUAAUCCUUCAAGGGCUUCCUGGAGAUGCUUGUGGACGCUGGAUUAUUGGUGAAUUGCUAAUCUCCUAUAUUGACCUGGAUGAAUGCUUCAAAGUGUUCUCCUUUGGUGAGGCCCGACUAAUUUGCAGGCCACUUGGUGUACCAAAAGCAAAAGGUUGCCGACUCUUGGUUGAAAAAGGAACCAUUGACAUUCGUGACUCUCUAUCGUUACCAAUCAGAGUGCUUGACAGUGGAAAGUGCUUGCUCGUUGAUGAUACCGAGUGGGAGAGCAAGCUUCAGACAUACUACUAUCAGAAAUUGCCUUCUGCCAUUGAUCUAUUAAGCGACAUAGAUUGUCAUGAGUUGAAAGUUGAUGGGGUUAGUUGGGCAAUUUUUUUAGAUUUUCGUGAUAAUUUUUCCAUGCUCCAGAUUUGAUUUAUAAAGACCAGAGCUAGAGAUUUUUUUUAUAUACACUCAUCCACUAUAUUUUAUGAUAGAAAGGAAGUUAUAGUACUGUGAUUUACAAGCAUUUAUCGUUUAAAUCCUUUUGUUUGUCAUCCAUAGCAUUCAUAGAUCAGGCGGUUAGUAUAAAGGCGCCCUUGUGG